GCGCGUGCACUCCCCUGUUAUCCGAGCUCUUCGUUAUCUGUCGCAGUAUGUCCGAAAUGUGCGCCGGCGUGUUGUAAGCCGUGUUGUGCCGUUUGGGGUUAGAAAAGUUAUAAAACAUUCCCACCGUAGCUGGUCAGCUUCCAGAGCUCACCUGUGACAAGAUGAAGUUCGUUGGCUGGAUCGUGCUUACCGCGGUGGUGCUGGUGAUCUGCGUCGGGGUGCGAUGGGGCGAUGCCUUACCCGCCCGCGAUGGCUAUCCGCGCGAACCGUGCUGCAAGGACUGUCCCGCCUGUCGGCAUCAUUUCGACGUGGAGGCGCCGAAGGAUCCGGGCUGCCGGAAGCUGCACAACUUCCACUACGAUGUGGAAAAGUUUACCGACUGCCAUAAGGAAACGUACGAUCGGUUGGAUGCGGCUGUGGAGGAUUUGCCCGAGCGGGGCUGCCGGAAAUCGUACCAUUAUCACUACGACGUCCAGAAGCCGUGCUGUUGCGAGGAGGAAAACUACGACACUUACGAUUUCGAGGUGCUGGAGCCGAAAAGGAAGCCAAAGUGCUCCAAAGUGAAGCUGGAAGCGUACGCGGAUCAUCCUGUGCGGGAGUGUCAGUGCGACUGCCGGAAUAGACGGUACGUGAUAAACGGGAUGAACGGUAGCCGAACGCUGCCGGACGACGAUAGUGAUCGUAAUCGCAUACCGAGAAUGCGCCGUGGUAUUAUGGAUCCUUUUCCAACGGAUCACCGCACAAACGCACCAUGCGAAACUGGCGCACCGAUGCACUUUUUCUACUCCACCCCACAGCACGGGCCGGGAAGGGCAAACUUGCGCGCCAGAAGGCUUGCUUUGCGCCGGGACCUUCCGCAUCGAUUCAGAGCAAAGCGCAAAGAGUUCGAUAUGAACGGUGGAAGUGGGUUUUGGUGUCGCUGUAUGCCCUUGGAGCGGGAUCGGGAUGGUUAUGUACAGAGCGGUAAACCGGACGAGCUGGUUGGUGCGCCGGCAAGAUCAUCGGCCGCCCUCCGGGGUGGCCCCGUUGAGCCUGCCGUGUACAUUGGCGACGCCUCGAACCCGGUGACGUACGAGCAGAUCAAAAAGCAUCUCGAUGCCCUGCCAAGGGAAGACUACAGCCCCACGACGAACGAUGUGAUCGGCAAUUUGACCGUUCUGUUCUAUGAUAUUUAUCAGCAAAAGCAUAAGAAGAAUUUUACCCUCCCGUUGAAGUACGGUACGCGUACCGUAAUCGAUCAGGGGGACGGCAUACAUACGUACGAUAUUGGGCCGAUCGAGGGGGAGUACAAGCCGCCCAAGUUGAAUCGCAUUGCGACCAAGGGUUUGCGCCUGAUCGGCAGGAAAAUUGACCGCAAAACGGAUCCGUCCGCUGGGCAGCGAAGCAAUCGGUUGCGCAACCGUCCACGAAAGGGCGCUUGAGGGUUAAUUUGAAUUGUAGGCUUUAACGUAUUUUAAGAUAGUUUUAUUGUACAUGCAGUGUUAAAUCGAUUUAAUUUAAUUUUACUUCAUUACUCUCUUCUCGAACACAUCAUUAGCUGACCUGGACGAUCUUGAUCUGACGAUCAUUUCUUCGACUGGGCCACGGCUAUACCUGGCUAACCUGGUGGACGUUGUAAAGGGACAGGACAAAUAUGUUGAGGUGACUUAUUUCCAGACGUGACGCGUCCCAACAUAGACUUGAAGCAUUUCCUAUUGAGAAUUGCUCAGACGAUCGGACGAGGAGAACAAACUUAUUAAGUGUAAAAAAAUAUAAAUAAAAAAAGACCAAAACUGAAGUAAUGCUGAAUGUUUUAUGAAGUGUUUUAGGCCACGGAAAACCAAGUACCAAAUGCUCUAUUAUUUGGUUGGAUAGUCUGGGUUUGGUUGGAAAGCUGAACGGGAUCGAUUCUCAUUUGGGGACCAUCCAAUCAGUUAUAUUAUUUCACAAAAUAACCAUCAAAUUGUAGAACAUAUUGCACACCAUACUCUUUGUAAGAAUAUUCUAUUUAGCAAAUUUAUGCGUUUGUGCUUUCAGUACAUAAUUUAAUGAAAAUAGUUGAGGAAUGGAAUGGCCUUGCUUUUGGUUUAU
Molecule: messenger RNA, 2070 nt
Organism: Anopheles gambiae (African malaria mosquito)
Lineage: Eukaryota; Metazoa; Arthropoda; Insecta; Diptera; Culicidae
Exons: 3
Coding region: 162-1421 (419 amino acids)
Source: RefSeq, a predicted model, not a curated record